Messenger RNA from Acanthamoeba castellanii str. Neff, 1047 nucleotides. Its product is annotated as endonuclease/exonuclease/phosphatase family protein. Bases 1 to 1047 code for a protein of 348 amino acids. Gene Ontology annotation, molecular function: catalytic activity. The record is from RefSeq and is a predicted model, not a curated record. NCBI's taxonomy places the organism in Eukaryota, Discosea, Longamoebia, Acanthamoebidae. The transcript has 6 exons.
AUGGUGUGGCUGCUGCUCCUGGCUGCCCUCGCGCUGGUGGCGUUGGGGUGGUGCAGCAGCCACCACUGGCAGGGGUGGUUCCACCGGUGGCGGGUGGGGCGCUACUACGCCACCACCCACCUGCGCACCCACCAACUUCGUCGAGACCACAAGCCCAGUACUCGAACGAGUACCACCCCGCCCUACCGGGUGGGCCAUAUCGUGCGGUGCGACUACCGGGACUCGGCCUCUGCGCCGCCCGCCCGCAGCGGCAGCCUCCGCAUCGUCUCGUGGAACAUUGAGUUUGGGUGCAGCUACAAGCUGGCCGAGGUGGUGACGGAGCUGCGGAGGCUCGACGCCGAUGUUGUGCUCCUGCAGGAGGUGGACUGGUGCCACGCACCCGAUGACGCCCCGACGCCCUUCACCCACGACGCCUUCCACGAGAUCGCCUCUGCGCUCGGCCUCGCAGGCAUCUGGGCUCCGCACUACGCCUACCAAGGGGAGGGGCAUCGGGGCGCGUGGGGCAAUGCCAUCCUGACGAGGUUCGCCAUCGAGCACGAGCACGACCGCUUUGUGCCCCUCCGCCACCUCUUUGACUACGACCGCGUGCACCUCGAGGUGUGCUGCGGGAUCUCAGUGCGCGUGCGCCAAUUUGAGCGGGUCGUCAGGCACCUUCAGAGCUACGAGCUCGGAGACGAAGACCGGGUGGUGAUCGGCGGCGAUCUGAACACAUUCGGGCACGGCCUACUCCGCCUGUCCCCGUUCCACUGUAACGACGCCUAUCGCUUCCGCUCCCUCUUCUACGAGGAGGCCCAGUGGUGGGAGGAGAGGGUGCUGCCGGCGCUGUUGAAGGGCCGGGGCACGGCGCUGGCGCGACUCGCUGACCCGUUCGAGAAGAGCGCGCAGCACACCCUGGCGGGCGGACCCAUGGGCGUGUUCGCGGGCAAGCUCGAUUGGCUCUUCCUCGACCCCGCCGCCCUGCCCGUGCUACGCACCGCCGUCGGCACCGGCACCCAGUCGGACCACGCCUGGAUCUCUGUCGACGUCAGCAUCCCUCUUAAGCUCUGA